This is a messenger RNA of Pteropus alecto (black flying fox), 1851 nucleotides long. It is a transcript of the gene DUSP8, whose product is annotated as dual specificity phosphatase 8. The record is from RefSeq and is a predicted model, not a curated record. The coding region runs from base 382 to 1851 and encodes 489 amino acids. The transcript is spliced from 7 exons. Gene Ontology annotation, cellular component: cytoplasm. Gene Ontology annotation, biological process: negative regulation of MAPK cascade; protein dephosphorylation. Gene Ontology annotation, molecular function: MAP kinase tyrosine/serine/threonine phosphatase activity; protein tyrosine/threonine phosphatase activity. Lineage: Eukaryota; Metazoa; Chordata; Mammalia; Chiroptera; Pteropodidae.
GGGAAGAUGAGGGGCCAGAGAGGGGAGGUGGGGUGCCAGAAGCCCCAGGAGUAGGAGGCAGUGCUCUGAAAUGAGUGGGCGUCCACAGACCCAAGGGCCCCGGGGCGGGACCCUCAGGCCUCGUGCCGCCUCUCCAGCCCAGCCCAAGCCCUGAGCCCCUUCCCUCUGGUCUCCCGCCUGCCUCGGCGCCACCUGCCGAGAGGCCGGCUCUGUGAUCUGGGUGGUGCAGGACUGAGGGGCCCACCCCCAAGCCCCCCGGCACUCUUCCAGCUCCGUCUGUGGUCACAGAGUCACAGAUUCCAGCGUGCUCACCUGAGACGUUCGGCGACUUUCAGAGACGAGCCAGAGGGACACUAAUUCACCCCAAGGAAGGAAGGGCCUAUGGGCACAUGGCAGGCCCGGGCCUUCUGUGCCCUGGGACCACACACCAGCCCCUCUGGGGUCGGCCCCGCCUGGGGAGCUGGCCGGCGCCCCCCAGGGGCCUGCAGAGCUGACCGUCUGCCUCUCUCUGCAGGUCCGGCGCCAUGCCUGGUCACUCUGAACUCUAGGCCACACCUGCCCACUUCAAAGAGAACCCUCCCACCUUGCCCGUUGCCCGCCAUGGCGGGGGACCGGCUCCCCAGGAAGGUGAUGGAUGCCAAGAGGCUGGCCAGCCUGCUGCGGGGCGGGCCCGGGGGGCCGCUGGUCAUCGACAGCCGCUCGUUUGUGGAAUACAACCGCGGGCACGUGCUCCGCUCCGUGAACAUCUGCUGCUCCAAGCUGGUGAAGCGUCGGCUGCAGCAGGGCAGAGUGACCAUCUCGGAGCUCAUCCCGCCCGCCGUGCACGGCCAGGUGGAGGCGACCGAGCCACAGGAUGUGGUCGUUUAUGACCAGAGCACACGGGACGCCAGCGUGCUGGCCGCAGACAGCUUCCUCUCCGUCCUGCUCAGCAAGCUGGACGGCUGCUUCGACAGCGUGGCCAUCCUCACCGGAGGCUUCGCCACCUUCUCCUCCUGCUUCCCGGGCCUCUGCGAGGGCAAGCCUGCGGCCCUGCUGCCCAUGAGCCUCUCCCAGCCCUGCCUGCCGGUGCCCAGCGUGGGCCUGACCCGCAUCCUGCCUCACCUCUACCUGGGCUCUCAGAAGGACGUCCUAAACAAGGAUCUGAUGACCCAAAACGGAAUAAGCUAUGUCCUCAACGCCAGCAACUCCUGCCCCAAGCCGGACUUCAUCUGCGAGAGCCGCUUCAUGCGCAUCCCCAUCAAUGACAACUACUGUGAAAAGCUGCUGCCCUGGCUGGACAAGUCCAUCGAGUUCAUCGAUAAAGCCAAGCUGUCCAGCUGCCAAGUCAUCGUCCACUGUCUCGCCGGCGUCUCCCGCUCUGCCACCAUCGCCAUCGCCUACAUCAUGAAGACCAUGGGCAUGUCCUCUGACGAUGCCUACAGGUUUGUGAAGGACCGGCGCCCGUCCAUUUCACCCAACUUCAACUUUCUGGGCCAGCUGCUGGAGUACGAGCGCAGCCUGAAGCUGCUGGCCGCCCUGCAGGGUGACGGCGCACCCUACCCAGGCACACCAGAGCCCCUCCCGGGCCCUGCGGCCCCACCGCCCCUGCUGCCACCACCUACCUCAGAGACUGGAGAACAUCUAUUUAUAACGCUGGCCGCCCCUCGGAGCCAACCGAAGGACCGCGGAGAAGCCGAGGUCGCCUCCGGCAGCAUGGCGGCGCUCCCCAGCCGGCCGCUGCGCGCGAGCCCCGCGCUGCGGGAGAUGGAGACGCGGCGACCGGCCGCGCGCACAAGGCCUGGGACCCUGGGGGCAGGGCACCCGUUGACCGAGUCGAGCGGGCUCCUCGGGGUCACCCUGUCCAAGGCCUGA